Dermochelys coriacea (leatherback sea turtle) is the source of this 1941-nucleotide messenger RNA. RefSeq names its product inhibitor of growth family member 4 (gene ING4). Gene Ontology annotation, cellular component: nucleus. NCBI's taxonomy places the organism in Eukaryota, Metazoa, Chordata, Testudines, Dermochelyidae. The record is from RefSeq and is a predicted model, not a curated record. Bases 318 to 1085 code for a protein of 255 amino acids. Gene Ontology annotation, biological process: regulation of DNA-templated transcription; positive regulation of apoptotic process. The transcript has 8 exons.
UGGGGGUGGGGCUGGCGGCUCCUGCCGGGAGGGUCGUUGCCUGGGGCUGGCCUCGUGGGGAGUGCGUUCGGCUCGGGGAGAAGCGGCGCGCGGGCUUCCGGGGCUCGGCCCGACAGCUUCGAGCGCGCACGCUCCCGCCCAGGACGCUGUGGCUCGGACCGAGUCCGGCGAGCCCCAGUGCGCGGCGGGGAGGGGGGUUAAAGCGCGGCGCCGGCGCUGUGGCCCCUUCCCCGCGCUCAUGGGUUGUCGGAAUCGCCCUGGCGUUGCGGAGCUGUUCCCAGUUCCUGCUCUUCCUGUGGUCUCUGGAGCCCGGCUCGAUGUGGUCUGGGUCAGUCCCACACACCUGCCCUCGGCGCCAGAUCCUGCCUCGGGGCAUUGAGAACCUGCCAUUUGAAUUGCAGAGAAAUUUCCAACUCAUGCGAGAUCUAGACCAGCGAACAGAAGACCUCAAGUCAGAGAUUGAUAAACUGGCCACGGAGUAUAUCAGCAAUGCACGGACUCUGUCUUCGGAGGAAAAACUGGGGCUUCUCAAGCAAAUUCAGGAGGCCUAUGCGAAAUGCAAGGAGUUCGGGGAUGACAAGGUUCAGCUGGCCAUGCAGACCUAUGAGAUGGUGGAUAAGCACAUCCGGCGGCUAGACACAGACCUUGCCCGUUUUGAAGCUGACUUGAAGGAGAAGCAGAUUGAGUCGAGUGACUACGACAGCUCCUCCAGCAAGGGCAAGAAGAAGGGCCGGGCCCAAAAGGAGAAGAAAGCUGCCCGUGCUCGUUCUAAGGGGAAAAACUCUGAUGAGGAGGCACCAAAGAUGGCUCAAAAGAAGCUGAAACUCAUCCGCACCAGCACGGAGUAUGGGAUGCCCUCGGUGACAUUUGGAAAUGUGCACCCCUCAGAUGUCCUGGAUAUGCCUGUGGAUCCCAACGAACCCACCUACUGCCUGUGCCACCAGGUCUCCUAUGGGGAGAUGAUUGGCUGUGAUAACCCUGAUUGCUCCAUCGAGUGGUUCCAUUUCGCCUGUGUGGGCCUGACGACAAAGCCGAGAGGGAAAUGGUUCUGCCCUCGCUGUUCCCAGGAGAGGAAGAAGAAAUAAAAUCCCUAGAGCCCCUGGUGCAGUGGCCAGAGUCCCAUCUCUUCUACUAGGGCCUCAUCAAGGUUCCCCCAGCCCCUGGGCCUUGAGGUUGCGGGGAAUCUUGCCCUGUUUGUGGUUAGGGUGACCUUUGAACAGGCUGUGCCCUCAUGACAGUUCCAAUGUGUUCUGUAUCCCGUGCUACCUUCAGAUUCCCCUUGGAGGUCCUUUGUGUGCUGUUCUAGAACAGGUCUCUGAAUCCCAGAGGAAAUGAGGGUAGCUAAGUAGCCCCCCGAUUCCUAGGGGUUGGAUGGUCCCCGAUUUCCCUGGCUCACCCUUCACCCCACUUAGAAUCUAUUGCCUGCAUCUCUCCUUGAGGAAGCCAGACUUAGUCAGAGAAGUGAAAGAUUACCUGAGUGCCCAGGGGAAGGAGGUAAGUCUCCCCAAACUUCAUAGGGUCCUGAUUUUAUUACAUCUUUCCUGGGCAUAGGGGUAAGUAGGCCACCUCUUCAUCUUACAGGUUGGUUGAAAAGUUGGAUCCCUUAGUCCUUCCCUGCCCUACCUUACAUUCCACUAUCACCUCCAGUACCAAGUGGUUUCUGUUGUAUGUGGGAGAGGAGAGAGUUUAGAGAGAGCCUGAGUCUCAUUUAUUCCCCUUCUGGGGGAAUAUCUCAGGAAUGGGUAGUGUACUGUGUCUUACAGGGAAGAGGAAGCAUUCAUGAGCUUAGGUGGAGAUGAUUUUGUAUCACCUGUGCUUCUGCCCCAGAGUUCCCCAAUCCUUUUUGCUGUCCAAGAUCCUUUGUUCUGCUGAUGAUGGGAAGUUUGGGAAUCCAGAUCCACCUUGUAAAAUAUGGAAUUAAAUAAAACCCAUUGAAACAAA